Carcharodon carcharias (great white shark) is the source of this 11190-nucleotide messenger RNA. It is a transcript of the gene myo7aa, whose product is annotated as myosin VIIAa. NCBI's taxonomy places the organism in Eukaryota, Metazoa, Chordata, Chondrichthyes, Lamniformes, Lamnidae. The transcript has 49 exons. Gene Ontology annotation, molecular function: ATP binding; cytoskeletal motor activity; protein binding. Bases 1 to 6639 code for a protein of 2212 amino acids. Gene Ontology annotation, cellular component: cytoskeleton; myosin complex. The record is from RefSeq and is a predicted model, not a curated record.
AUGUAUGCAUGCAGAGGCGCCAACGAUGACCUGUAUCAGAAAGACGAAGGGAAGUGGGCCCUGCUGCGUAACGUCAACCAGGUGUUCAAAUACCAACACACGCUCCUUCCGGGGGAUUAUGUCUGGCUGGAUCUGAAGACUGGACGUGAGUUUGAAGUCCCUAUCGGGGCAGUGGUAAAACUCUGUGACUCUGGCCAAAUUCAAGUGGUGGACGAUGAAGGCAAUGAGCACUGGAUCUCCCCUCAGAAUGCCACUAACAUUAAGCCAAUGCAUCCAACAUCCAUCCAUGGAGUGGAAGAUAUGAUCCGUCUGGGAGACUUGAACGAAGCGGGAAUUUUGCGUAACCUCCUCAUCCGAUACAGAGAGCGUUUAAUUUAUACAAACUGUGGAGGGAGGACCUACACUGGCUCCAUCCUGGUUGCAGUGAACCCCUACCAGCUGCUGCCAAUCUACACCGCUGAACAGAUCCGGUAUUACACGAACCGGAAGAUCGGAGAAAUGCCGCCUCACAUCUUUGCCAUCGCUGACAACUGCUAUUUCAACAUGCAACGCAACAACAAGGACCAGUGCUGCAUCAUAAGUGGAGAGUCCGGCGCUGGAAAAACAGAGAGCACAAAACUCAUCCUACAGUUCCUGGCAGCUAUUAGUGGCCAGCACUCCUGGAUUGAACAGCAAGUACUUGAGGCAAAUCCCAUUCUAGAAGCGUUUGGGAAUGCCAAAACUAUCCGGAACGAUAAUUCCAGUCGUUUUGGGAAAUACAUCGACAUUCACUUUAAUAAGCGAGGAGCUAUCGAAGGAGCCAAGAUUGAACAAUACCUGCUGGAGAAAUCUCGAGUCUGUCGGCAGGCUGAUGGGGAGAGGAACUAUCACAUCUUCUACUGUAUGUUGAUGGGAAUGAGUCUCGACCAGAAGAAGGCACUGGGCCUGGGGAAAGCUACAGAUUACACCUACUUAACUAUGGGGCGGUGCACCUUCUGUGACGGCCGUGAUGACAACAAAGAGUACGCCAACAUUCGCUCCGCCAUGAAGGUCCUCAUGUUCACUGACACUGAGAACUGGGAGAUCUCCAAACUGAUGGCUGCAAUUCUACACAUGGGCAACCUGGCUUAUGAACCUCGAGUGUAUGACAAUCUGGAUUCAUGUGAGGUCGUCUACUCCACACAACUGACGACUGCUGCUGUUCUCCUUGAGGUUGACUGUUUGGACCUGCAGAACUGCCUCACCAGCCGAACCAUUAUAACACGAGGGGAGACUGUCUCCACCCCUCUUAACAUGGACCAAGCUCUGGAUGUUCGAGAUGCCUUUGUGAAGGGAAUCUACGGGAGGCUAUUUGUGUGGAUUGUGGAGAAGAUCAACGCAGCUAUUUACAAACCUCCAUCUCGUGAGCCCAAGGUGUGGCGCAGGUCAAUCGGCUUACUGGAUAUUUUUGGGUUCGAAAACUUCCACAUUAAUAGCUUCGAGCAGCUCUGUAUAAACUUCGCCAAUGAAAACCUGCAGCAGUUUUUUGUGCGUCAUGUCUUCAAGCUGGAGCAAGAGGAAUACAAUCUGGAGAACAUCAACUGGCAGCACAUUGAGUUCACCGACAACCAGGAUGCCCUUGACAUGAUUGCGCUCAAACCCAUGAACAUCAUUUCCCUCAUCGAUGAAGAGAGCAAAUUCCCUAAGGGCACAGACACAACAAUGCUGAAUAAAUUGAAUUCCCAGCACAAGCUGAACACCUACUACAUCCCUCCGAAGAACAACUAUGAAACCCAGUUUGGCAUCAGCCACUUUGCUGGAAUAGUCUACUAUGAAACUAAAGGUUUUUUGGAAAAAAAUCGGGACACACUUCACGGAGACAUCAUUCAACUGGUCCACUCCUCCAAGAAUAAGUUCAUCAAACAGAUCUUUCAGGCUGAUGUAGCCAUGGGAGCAGAGACGAGGAAACGCUCACCAACCCUCAGCAGCCAGUUUAAACGCUCGCUGGAAUUGCUGAUGAGAACGCUCAGUGUCUGUCAGCCCUUCUUCGUUCGCUGCAUCAAGCCCAAUGAGUACAAGAAGUCUAUGCUAUUUGACCGGGAGCUGUGCGUCCGGCAGCUGAGAUACUCUGGAAUGAUGGAGACCAUUCGGAUCAGGCGAGCUGGUUAUCCCAUUCGCUACACCUUUGUGGAGUUUGUAGACCGAUAUCGGGUGCUGAUGCCUGGAGUCAAACCAGCUUACAAACAGGGAGAUCUGCGAGGUACCUGCCAGCGAAUAGCAGAAGCGGUUCUAGGACAAGAUGGAGACUGGCAGAUUGGAAAGACUAAGAUCUUCCUAAAGGAUCACCACGAUAUGUUGCUGGAGAUCGAGAGAGACAAGGCAAUCACAGACAAGGUCAUCCUCAUUCAGAAAGUGGUUCGAGGAUUCAAAGACAGGUCAAACUUUGUUAAAAUAAGAAAAUCAGUGAUGUUAAUUCAGAAGUAUUGGCGAGGAUAUCAGUGCCGGAAGAAUUUCAGUGCAAUGAGAAUUGGAUUCUCCAGACUGCAGGCCCUCUAUCGAUCCCGUAAGCUCUGCACCCAGUAUCACUUCGCCCGCGAGAGAAUCAUCAUGUUCCAGGCCCAUUGUCGGGGUUACUUGGUGCGGAGAGCGUUCCGCCAUUGCUUCUGGGCUGUCAUCACCAUUCAGGCCUGUGUCCGAGGCAUGAUCGCACGCAGGCUCUACAAGCGGCUGAGAGGAGAAUAUCGUCGACGGCUUGAAGCAGAGAAGCUACGUCUCGCCGAAGAGGUGCGUCUCCGCAAGGAGAUGAGCAGCAAAAAAGCCAAGGAGGAGGCAGAAAGGAAACAUCAGGAACGCCUCGCUCAAUUGGCUCGUGAAGAUGCCGAGAGGGAGGUGAAUGAGCGGAGGGAAGCCCGUCGAAAGAAAGAAAUGGUGGAGCAGAUGGAGAAGGCUCGCAAUGAGCCGGUGAAUGACUCUGAGAUGGUGGAUAAGAUGUUUGGGUUUCUGGGCAUGCCCACUGUGCUGCCGGGACAGGAGGGACAAGCACCAUCGGGGUUUGAGGAUCUCGAGCGUACCCCGAGAGAGUUGGAGGAAGAGGAUCUGGAUGCAAGCCUGCCACUCCCAGAAGAGGAAGAGGAAGAUCUUUCUGAGUACAAGUUUGCCAAGUUCGCUGCUACUUACUUUCAGGGCACCACAACGCACACCUACAUCCGGAGGCCCCUCAAGCUGCCCUUACUUUACCACGAUGAUGAAGGGGAUCAACUGGCAGCUCUUGCAGUCUGGAUCACGAUAUUACGGUUCAUGGGGGACUUGCCGGAACCCAAAUAUCACACCGCCAUGAGUGACGGCAGUGAGAAGAUACCAGUCAUGACCAAAAUCUAUGAAACCCUCGGGAAGAAGACAUAUAAAUGGGAACUGCAGGCUCUGCAAGGAGAGGGAGAGGGCUCACAAACAGAUAAGAAGAACAGUGUGAGGCACAAGCUGGUUUCCCUAACUCUGAAGAAGAAAUCGAAGCUAACUGAGGAGGUGGCAAAGAGACUGAAUGACGGGGACUACAGCCUUCAGGGGAACAGUAUGUUGGAGGACCGACCAACCUCCAACCUGGAAAAACUUCACUUCAUCAUAGGGAAUGGCAUCCUAAGGCCGGAGGUCAGGGAUGAGAUUUACUGUCAGAUCUGCAAGCAGCUUACCCAGAAUCCUUCCAAAAGCAGUCACGCCAGGGGGUGGAUCCUCAUGUCUCUCUGUGUCGGCUGCUUUGCUCCUUCUACAAAAUUUGUUAAGUAUUUGAGGAAUUUCAUCAACGGAGGUCCACCUGGCUACGCGCCUUACUGCGAGGAAAGGAUGAGGAGAACGUUUGCUAAUGGGACUCGGACACAGCCACCAAGCUGGCUGGAGCUACAGGCCACCAAAUCAAAGAAGCCGAUCAUGCUGCCCAUCACCUUCAUGGAUGGAACAACAAAGACCCUCCUGACUGACUCUGCGACAACAGCCAAAGAGCUGUGCAAUGCACUAGCUGACAAGAUAGGCCUGAAGGAUCGCUUUGGGUUUUCGCUCUACAUUGCUUUGUUUGACAAGGUCUCCUCCCUUGGGAGUGGGAAUGAUUAUGUGAUGGACGCCGUCUCCCAGUGUGAGCAGUACGCCAAAGAACAGGGCGCACAAGAGCGAAAUGCACCCUGGCGCCUCUUCUUCCGGAAGGAGAUCUUCACACCCUGGCACGACCCCACUGAAGACAUGGUGGCGACCAACCUCAUUUACCAGCAGACAGUGAGGGGAGUCAAGUUUGGAGAGUACAGGUGUGACAAGGAGGAAGACCUGGCUGAACUGGCCUCCCAGCAGUACUACGUGGAUUAUGGAUCCGAGAUCAUCCUGGAGCGACUCAUGAGCUUAAUCCCGUCUUACGUUCCCGACAGGGAAAUCAGCUCCUCCAAAACAGUGGAGAAGUGGGCACAGUACAUCAUUGCAGCUCAUAAAAAGGGAGUGUACACCCAGAAGAGGAUUGACCCGCAGAAUGUGAAGGAGGAGGUUGUGGACUUUGCUCGCUUCAAGUGGCCUUUGCUCUUUUCCCGAUUUUAUGAGGCCUUCAAGUUUUCAGGCCCAAGCCUACCAAAGAAUGAUGUGAUUGUAGCUGUCAACUGGACUGGUGUUUACUUUGUUGAUGAACAGGAGCAAGUCCUCCUGGAACUUUCCUUCCCAGAAAUCACUGCAGUUACCAGCAGCAAGGGAGGCAAAAUGCAAGGGCAGAGCUUCACACUGGCAACCAUUAAAGGUGACGAAUACACCUUCACCUCCAACAAUGCAGAGGAUAUCCGGGACCUUGUGGUGACUUUCCUGGAGGGGCUGAGAAAGAGGUCAAAGUUUGUGGUUGCUCUGCAGGAUAACCCUAACACUGUUGGCGAUGAUUUGACAUUCCUGAGCUUCAUGAAAGGAGACCUGAUCCUUCUGGAUCAUGACACCGGGGAGCAGGUGAUGAACUCUGGCUGGGGUCAUGGAAUGAAUGAAAGGACCAAACUGAAGGGUGACUUCCCAACUGACUGCGUCUAUGUAUUACCUACAGUCACCAAGCCACCAGCUGAAAUUGUGUGCCUGGUUACCAUGACGCCAGGCCAGAGGCAAGAAGCCAUCAAGACUUCCCAGUUGUCCAUAUCAGAGUUGGAGGAGAAGGUUAAGCCUUACACGCUGGAGGAGUUCUCAUAUGACUACUUCAGGCCACCUCCGAAGCACACCUUGAGCCGGGUGAUGAUCACAAAGAAUCGUGGGAAAGACAAAAUGUGGUCUUGCACCCGGGAGCCAAUCAAACAGCCUCUACUGAAGAAGCUGUUGAACAAUGAUGAGCUGUCUCAAGAAUCCUGCCUCGUGUUCAUAGCUGUUAUGAAGUACAUGGGCGACUAUCCCUCCAAGAGAAUGCGCUCGGUGAAUGAGCUGACCGAUCAGAUAUUCGAAGGUGCCUUGAAAGGGGAGCUGAUGAAGGAUGAGAUUUACUGCCAAGUCCUUAAACAGCUCACCGAUAACCAUGUGAAGUAUAGCGAGGAGAAAGGCUGGGAGCUGCUCUGGUUGUGUACAGGACUCUUUCCCCCCAGCAACGUCCUCUUGCCCCAUGUCCAGAGAUUCCUGCAGUCGAGGAAGAGCCACGUGCUUGCUCCAGACUGCAUGCACCGACUCCAGAAAGCACUCCGGAACGGCUCCAGAAAGUAUCCACCUCACCUGGUAGAAGUGGAGGCUAUUCAGCAUAAAACCACUCAGAUAUUCCACAAAGUCUACUUCCCUGAUGACACAGAUGAGGCAUUUGAAGUGGAAUCGAGCACCAAAGCUAAAGAUUUCUGCCAGAAUAUCUCCGCCAGACUGCUGCUGAAAUCUGCCGAUGGGUUCAGCUUGUUUGUCAAGAUCUCUGACAAGGUGAUCAGUGUUCCAGAAGGAGAUUUCUUCUUUGACUUUGUGAGACACCUCACUGACUGGAUCAAGAAAGCUCGGCCAGUGAAAGACGGUAUAGUGCCUUCUCUAACCUACCAGGUCUUCUUCAUGAAGAAACUAUGGACACAUACAGUUCCUGGAAAGGACCAGAUGGCAGACUCCAUCUUUCAUUAUUAUCAGGAGCUACCGAAAUACCUGCGCGGUUACCACAAGUGCUCUCGGGACGAGGUGCUGCAGAUGGCUGCGCUCAUUUAUAGGGUGAAGUUCGAAGACGAUAAGUCCCAGUUCCCAAACAUCCCCAAAAUGCUGAAGGAACUGGUGCCACAGGAUUUAGUCCGACACAUCUCGCCCGAUGACUGGAAGCGGUCCAUUGUAGCUUUUUACAACAAGCAGGCAGGGAAAUCGAGGGAAGAAGCUAAGCUAUCAUUUCUGAAGAUUAUCUACAAAUGGCCUACAUUUGGAUCAGCUUUUUUUGAGGUCAAGCAAACCACUGAGCCGAACUACCCAGAGAUCCUCCUGAUUGUGAUCAACAAACACGGAGUGAGUCUGAUCGAUCCAAAGACAAAGGAUAUUCUUACCACCCACCCAUUCACCAAGAUUUCUAACUGGAGCAGUGGCAACACAUACUUCCACAUUACCAUCGGCAACCUGGUGCGAGGCAGCAAGCUCCUGUGUGAAACCUCCCUGGGGUACAAAAUGGAUGACCUGCUGACCUCUUAUAUCAGUCAGAUGUUGACCUCUAUGAAUAAGCAGCGGAACACAAAAACCAGUAAGUGAACUUAUUACGACUACUGGAUCUGGGCCUAUGAGGUGAUCCAAAUUCUGAGGCCUGUGGGAAACCCUUGCAGCUGGAGAAGAACGUUCUCCACACAUGUCUGGAGUAUGAGAAGGAGCCCUUUGCCAAGUUCUUCCGACAGCAGCCCAGAUUCCCCCUCAAGUGAGGAUGAUUAUUUGUAGUAUGUGUGGUGUGUAUCUUUGAAACUCUCAACAUUCAAGUCCCUCAAAUCUAGUACAACAAGCCAAAAAAAGCCAAGAAAAUCGAGCCUACAAAUGCGGGUUUCCUGUGACCUCUUGCUCCAAAAUAGGAAACCCGGGCCUAAUGCAGGCUUUUUAUGAAUCUCCCAUGCACUCUUGAUGGAUCAUACCCAAAUAUUUUUUCCCCAACUUGUCAAUUCAGCUCCUUUCAGCUACAGCAAACAAGUCAUCAUGGUUUUAGCCUGAGUGUGCAUGUGUGCAUAUAAAGAUUCUGUAUGGCUGUAGGUAGUCCAGGCUAUUGUAAUACAUAUCACAAGACGUGCAAUGGAUAAUUCUCGCUCUGUAACAGUUGUAAUGAUGUCAAGUUUUAGUGAGCUCUGGCCUUGACAUGUGCUUCUGCUGCCUUCAGAAGAGUAAUUCAAUGGGCUGGUCGCUCUGGUGGCUAUGCUGCACCAUAUGUAUAUUUUGUGAAGUAGUCGGCCAUGUUUGGAGUGAGUCUGGCUGUGACACAGACAAAGGGGGGUUGCUCAAGCAAGGAUGGCAAAGUGCUUCUUUUUGGGCUGCUGUUGUAGUCUUGCUAUCUGGACCCUCCGUUUCAACUCCCAACUGUUUCUGUAUACAGUUAAUUUAUUUGAAAUGCAUGCAAUUUUUUUUCUUCAAAGACGAGAAAAUACGCCUUCUCUAAACUGGACAUGGUGUAUAUAUCCACUGUUGGUGGAUUACCAAACUAACCACAGGAUAUUCAAUUUCACAAUUGUUCCCCCAGGUUCAUUGACACUAGGAUUACUCAUAGUCUAAUCAUUGCCUCAGCUAAUGUUAACUUCUCACCUCUAAACCUUUUCCAAAGUAAACCAUCAUUUUAAUCACAUCACCUCUUUGGACACUUGAGGUUCUUUUUAAGUUGGCAUAUUGAAAACUCAAUUCACAGUCCUCCUCCAUCCCCAAUCCGUCCCUUAGACAUGUCCCUACUGUCCUCUACCAGACAACGCCAGCAAUGACUGGAGAUGCUCAAGUCCAUUUCUGUGGAGAGAACAGGCAUGUUGGUGUUUCAGGCAUGGGGCCUUCUAUUCUGACAAAGGGUCUACACCUGAAGCAUCAACUGGUCUCAUCAUCUCUCUCUUGAACUCCCUCUUUCUCUUUAACUUUCUCUUUAUCUCUUUCUCCCUUUCUCUUUAUCACUCUCCCUCUCACUCUCUCUUCAGAUGCUGUCUGGCCCCCUCUGUGUAUCCAGCACCUUCUGGUAUUAUUUCAAAUCUUCAGUUGUAUUUUCUCUCUUGAACAGUAAGUUGGGAGUGCUUUCUCAAAUUCCUUGUGUGGCCCAAUUGAGUCCCUUCAUUUAAGGGGGUAGCUGACUUGUUGAGAAGAUCUUCAAGAGAUUGCAAAGCAGUGGGGUUUGGGGGGGGGAAGAAAAGACCAAAAUUAUUUUGCUGCAUCAUUCUUUGCCUUGUCAUCCUUAAAGACAGAAAAUGCUGACAAUCAUCCUGUGGGUCAGAGCAGCAUCUGUGGUGCAUGAGAGAGACCAUUUCAGAUCAGCAAUCUUUGUUCGGAUACGGAGAUAAUUGGUGCUGUGACAGAAGAGGUUGAUUGCUAAGUGAUUCUUGUCGGGACAAAUGCUAGCACCUAUUUCAAGUUUGUAGACUGCCUUAUGGUACCAGAUAAGAUUGCUGUUUACAAUAAGACCACUUUUGCUGAUAGGUGCUGACUUCUACAGUUCAUGCCUGGUCAUUCUCUCUUUGCAACUGAGAACCUCGGUUGAGCCUCAGCCAAGCCUGGCUACCACAUGGUGAACUUGAGAUUCUGAUAGCCAGCAAAUAUUGAUGUGUGGCUUGGCUGUAAUCAAUCUAUUUAUAUUUAAGUGAAUGGGUGCAGUUUAUUUAUAAAUAAUGUUGGCUGAAGCCGCUUUUGCCAGCUGGAUGAAAUCCAGCAUUAAAUUUGCGAUGGUGAACUUGCUGGAUUGACCUCAGUUUAGAAAUCGCCCCCAAAAAGGGGCAAAAUCCCUUUGUUCUUUUAAGUGCCUAGGUCUUGGUUUGUGCUCUAACUGAAGGUGCCACCUUGCCUUUAAAAUAUAGUUUGUUUGUUUUUAUAUAAUCACUUAUGUUGGCAAUAGGUAGGGAGUCAUUUGAGUUGGUGACAAGUUUCCAUUUUUGUGGUCAUGCUGACUAUACCAUUUAGCACGCAUAUAUAUUAUCUUCAGCUUGGUUUUGAAUUUGUUUGAAUAGUGGGCAGGCAUGAUUGGGUAGGUUAUGCUCUUUAAAAGGGCCUCCACUGUUGCUUAAAUGCACAGUGAAGACACCCAUUAUCAUUUUACUUAAAAUAAAAUUGAUAUGUUCCUCCUUUUGGAGUUCUUUCACUCACCCAGAUCAACAAUGAUUUCACCCCCACAACCCCCUUUAAUGCGUUGCACAAACCUUUGUGGAUUUAGUCACUAGACUCUUGAUACCCCACACACUGCGAAACUGGGCAAGCGGAUCUCACAGUUGGACCUGAGACUGUGUGCGUGAAGGGCUACAUCCCAGUGAGGUUUUUGUUGAGGUCAAGCACUUUUCAGAGGCCGAGCGCUCGUUAUUUUCCUCCACUUCACUUCCCUUGUGCUGUCGCUGCAGCCUCUAUAGUCACCUCAUUUCCCAGGAACGGUGUGGAGUUUUCUGGUGUCCUCCAGGUUUGGUGUCCAGCUCACACUGCUGCAGUUUAAUUGCUGCUGACUCGUUCUGAAGUGAGUCUCAAACUCAAAAUUUUAGAUAUUAUUUCAUAUUAUCCCUGCGGUUUGGUCUUCCAAAGUACAGAUUGUAUUCUGAUCAGGGGCAGCCUUACAUGAACAAGGACCCUUUGCUGGCAUUGGUUAAUGUAAUGUGUCUGCUGUCACUAUCGACAAGUACUGAUACGAUGUGGUGAUCUUGUAGACACGGAUCUGACUGAUUGUUCACUUCAUUUUUAGCACCAGUUACUUUAACAUGAACUCAUUAUUUUGCUGCCUCCUGUAUUACUCUAGUAACCAGUGAACCGUAAGCUACAUUCACAGAAAAGAUCGAAUAGGGUUAGAAUUAGAAAAGAUUAUUUAUAACUUAAGCACUGAAGUAUGGUGAUUGAAUUAGUCAGGACCCUUGUUCUGUAUUAUGUGGGAUUUUGGGGGAUUGUUAAGCAAGCAUCCAUUUUUCUAUGUAAUAGUAAACUCUGCAUUCAUUUUUGUCUGGACUGCUGGUUGGACUCUAAGGGGACCAUCUUCAUGAAAAAUGGUUAGGUGGGUGUGGUAGGGCGCAGGGAAAAGAAAAGGUUCAUGUGCAUCUUUAAUGCACCUUCUCUGACCUUUUUGGUGAUGACACAUUGAAGCAGAUCGUGAGCUCAUUUCUGUGUGUGUGUGUGUGUGUGUGUGUGUGUGUGUGAUGUCGUAACAAAUGAUGUGCAUCUUAUUAAAAGACUCCACUGAAGUGAUGGCCUCUUGUAUUGAUACGGUGAAGGUCAGAAGAUAAAUCACCAAAGUGGCCACAAUAUUGCGAGGUCCAAUUUGCUCUUACCUGUAGCUAAUGUGACCAAAACUGUGGACGGUAGCUAUUGUCCGUCUUUGCCUUUCAAAUCAUUUCCCAACAAGUCUCAAGGGCUUGGGGAAACAUUUAAUGCAUCACUGCCCACGUUUGGUUCACUUGUACAAUAGUUAUCAAGUUUUACGUGUUAAUAGACCUUUUAUAUUGGAAUGUUGGGAGAAGUUGUGUAUUAGAUUCUGGGUGGGGGGUGGUGUGUGUGUAUGUAGGGGAGGUGAGCAGAGGGGGCCACAGUAUGGAGCGCAGUCAUUGAAUUACACCCUCUUUGGGGUGGGAGGUGCUGAUGGAUUUGGAUGUGCUUGAAAUUGUACAAAUGUACACUUUGGUGUAUUUGCUCAAGAAAAAGUGAAUAAAAACAGUUACUGUGUAAGUUUGCUGUUUAAUCUUUGUUCCUUGCCUUUGAUGGCUAUAAAGAUGCAGGAGAAGGGCCUGGGAAUGAGCUUGGAACCAACUCCAAAGCCAUGCUGGUCGCUUGUCUCUUCCUCUUCCCUCUCCAACACGUUAUCCAGUGUAAAUAAAAGAAACCACACGUCUUUCCCAUUCGUCUUUUGGCUGUCACUGGUACAUGAACAAUAUAUUUGUAAAUAAUGUUAAUAAAUGAACUUGCAUAUUGUGACUUUUUUUAAGGCGGAAAAACUAGUGUGGAUGCAUGAUGCAUGGUUUGUGAGGUCAAAUCCCAGCUCCGUGCUGAAGACGGUGUUUGGUUUUCUUCUCCUCCUUCCAGGAGUAGAAUACAUCUGGGUAUCUAAUGUUCUGUGUCUGCAGUGUGUAUCUGUUUAAAGAAUGUACCAACCGUGCAAUAAAUAUUUCUGUAAUA